This is a messenger RNA of Ailuropoda melanoleuca (giant panda), 952 nucleotides long. RefSeq names its product cyclin dependent kinase inhibitor 3 (gene CDKN3). NCBI's taxonomy places the organism in Eukaryota, Metazoa, Chordata, Mammalia, Carnivora, Ursidae. The transcript is spliced from 8 exons. The coding region runs from base 95 to 682 and encodes 195 amino acids. Gene Ontology annotation, biological process: protein dephosphorylation. Gene Ontology annotation, molecular function: protein tyrosine phosphatase activity. The record is from RefSeq and is a predicted model, not a curated record.
UGAGCGAAGGGGCGGGCUCGGCGCGGGGCGGUGGCUGAGACGCCGGUGCCGCUGGAGGGAGGCGGCAGCAGGUGACGAAGCCGGGCGGCCAGCGAUGAAGCCGCCUAGUUCAUUGCAAACAAGUGAGUUUGACUCAUCAGACGAAGAGCCUGUUGAAGAUGAACAGACUCCAAUUCAGAUAUCAUGGCUACCCCUGUCACGAGUGAAUUGUUCUCAGUUUCUUGGUUUAUGUGCUCUUCCAGGUUGUAAAUUUAAAAAUGUUAGAAGAAAUAUCCAAAAAGAUACAGAAGAACUAAAGAGCUAUGGUAUACAAGACAUAUUUGUUUUCUGCACCAGAGGGGAACUGUCAAAAUACAGAGUCCCAAACCUUUUGGACCUCUACCAUCAGUAUGGAAUUAUCACUCAUCACCAUCCAAUCCCAGAUGGAGGGACUCCUGACAUAGCCAGCUGCUGUGAAAUAAUGGAGGAGCUUGCAAUCUGCCUUAAAAAUAACCGAAAAACCUUAAUACACUGUUAUGGAGGACUUGGGAGAUCCUGUCUUGUAGCCGCUUGUCUCCUACUCUACCUGUCUGACGCAGUGUCACCACAGCAAGCCAUGGACAGCCUGAGAGACCUGCGAGGGUCUGGAGCAAUACAGACCAUCAAGAAGAUCGAAAAAUUGCUGUACAAUUUUCCUUUUUAGAAAUGCACUGGCUUCUCUGGAAUGUUUUACCUGGAAGUAAUGCUGAAACAAGCAUAUGGAAAAAUAUCUGACUGCCUGUUUUUAUUAUUUACCACACUUGUACCUCAUCUUACUAUUUGUAACUACCGGGUGGAAUAUGACAUAGUAAUAAUAUAAAAAUUAUUUUGAGCACCCAAGCUAAAAUCAAAUAAUUUUCACCCUCUACUCCUCCCACAUUUUCUCCCAUGGUUUUUUCUACUUCAUAGACAUACAGAAGUGCAAGGGAUCCUA